CAUUUUUCUAUUAAAAAAAUGAAUGUUAAAGUAGUUUCAACUUCGAGCAUUGAGAGAGACUUCUCAAUAAAAGGGACUAAUUUUGGUGAUCUAAUAGAUGAAUUAGAGGGCAAUUCAAAAUUUUAGGACUAUUAAUUUAUUUAUAAUGGAAAUUUAUUAUCAAAUAUAGCAAAAGGCACAAAGCUUUAAAAUAUAUGUUAAGACAAUGGAGGAUCAAUAUAAAUCUAAGUAUUAUAUAAGUCUAUGAAAGAAAAAAUAAAUCGACAAUCCAUCCAAAAUAUAGCCCAAUCCCACCUCCAUCCCCAUCCCAAAAACCAUAGUCCCACUAGUGGAUCAAUCCCCCCCCCCAUAGCCUUAACCAAAUGAUGUAUGGACUACUAUGGUUUAACCAACUGGAAACGAAAUUCCUCCCCCUAAUUCUAAUAGCUAAAUUCACCCAGUUAUUCCACCUCAACCAAAACCAAAUUUUGUCAUUUCUGGCUCUACUAUUGGUAAUAGUGGUUUUUUACCUCCUAAUCCUGUUCCUUCUAAUUAUAAUCCCCAAAAAAACGUCCCACAACCUGCAGCAUUUACACCACCAUUCCUAUAGCAACCUACUAAAAUUCCAAAUCAAUUUCCUAUUAAUCAACCACCUAUUAUACAACCAACUAUUAUACAACCACCUUAAUCGUUAAGAAAAGAAGUACCAUAUAGAGCUUAGAUUAAUGACGAGUAGAAUAUAUAUUAAUUUUUAGAUAAAAGAUUAUUAAUGAUUAUAGAAUUAAAAUUACAGAUAAAGGAAAUAGAGUAGAGUUAAUAAAUGAGAAAUAUGAUAUGAAGGCGGUAUUUUUAGAAGAAAAUGCAAAUGAAGUAAUUUAAGUUAAUAUCUACUAGAAAAUAUAAACAGAAAUAAAAUCUUAAUUAACAAAAGAUCUCUAUGCUUAAGAUAUAAAACUUGUUGUGAAAUGUCUAGUUGGGGAAUAAAAUUAAUCAACUAAAGUUAUUUUUAAGAAAAAUUUAGAUGGUAUAGCCAUUUAAUGGGCGACUGGUUUAAUAACAUUGUUUGAUUUUGAUUUGGCUAUUUGAAAUAAUAAAUCAAAAUAAAAAAAAUAUUAAAUUAUUC
Paramecium octaurelia is the source of this 1102-nucleotide messenger RNA. The record is from the annotation of a GenBank genome assembly. NCBI's taxonomy places the organism in Eukaryota, Ciliophora, Oligohymenophorea, Peniculida, Parameciidae.